AUGGCGUCAACCAAAUAUUUUGCUUCUCAGCCCGCUUUCCCAAAUGACUUGCAGCCCAUAGCCCAGAUAGCGACAGUUUCUCUGCCCAGGUUGGUCGCGGGCGAUGCGAGAGAGGCUGAGGCGAUGCUUCAGGCUUGUCGCACACUGGGAUUCUUUCUGCUAGAUCUAACAGGUGAUCCGAUCGGAGAAACAAUGAUCGCUGAGGUUGAUACUGUGUUUGAUAUUGUACGCCAGACUAUGGAGUUGAGCAUGGACGAGAAGAACAAGUUCGCCCAUGAUCCUCCUCGGGAUUUCCGGGGCUACAAAGCACAAGGCGUCAUGAAAACCGAAACCGGCGCUCCAGAUCGUUGUGAGUUUUACAAUGUCUCGCAGGAUGAUCUGCUCGGUCAAAGCAGCGCACCACGAACCAAUCCAGACCCUAUUACUGCGCAUAUCCACCUCCUUCACUCAUACCUAGAACAUGGUCAGUUUGUUCUAACGCACAUCUUACGAGCACUGGAAAGUCAGCUCGAAUUACCGCCCGACACAUUCCGAGACCUUCAGGCACCCAAUCGCGCAUCUGGAACCAUUCUGCGCCUUAUUCGAUAUGCGCCUAGUAUUACCUCGGCGGAUAUGCGAACUGGUCUGCUCCCGCACACGGAUUUUGGCAGCGUUACCUUGUUGGCGAAUGUGCUUGGUGGGCUUCAAGUGCUACUACCGGAUUCUGAUUCCGAGGACGAGACCUCCUGGCAGUGGGUUCGACCUCAACCUGGUUGUCUGAUUGUAAAUAUGGGCGAUGCUAUGGUCGAGUGGACGGGAGGCGUGCUGAGAUCAAAUAUGCACCGCGUCAAUUAUGCUCCAGGUGACCAGCGCUACAUUGACCGUUGUGCCAUCGCCAUGCUGGUGAGGCCAUACAAAGAGGCUCCCAUGAGUCGUCUACAAGGGGGCCGCAUUCCAACGUUAGAAGAUGAUCAAUAUGAAGAGAUCGAGAUCACAGAUGAUAACACUAACUCCGUUGGAAAUUUGACUGCGUACGAGUGGGAGCUCAAAAAAGCCAUGAGUCUAAAGGAAGGAACUGAUUGUGCUCGGAGCCGAGGCAGUAGACAACUUAAGCCCAAGCUGCUGGCAGUUUGA
Messenger RNA from Talaromyces amestolkiae, 1113 nucleotides. RefSeq lists its product as uncharacterized. Bases 1 to 1113 code for a protein of 370 amino acids. The transcript is spliced from 2 exons. Lineage: Eukaryota; Fungi; Ascomycota; Eurotiomycetes; Eurotiales; Trichocomaceae. Gene Ontology annotation, molecular function: dioxygenase activity. The record is from RefSeq and is a predicted model, not a curated record.